AUGUUUGAGGCGACAUGCGCCAUAGGUGAAAUUUUCCAGCUAAAAUCUAUAGAUCGCACUGCAACAAAGGUAGAGUUCAAACAAUACCUCCGCGAGCGUGCUGAUGAUGAUUACAAAGCCGAUGAGAAUAAACCAUUAGUUAUAGGAGACCCUAAAACCUAUAUUCCUCCAUUAGAAUCUCAAAUAAAUUAUUACAGAACAUGUGUUCAUCUGAUUGGUACUGCUUUGAUUACGAUGAUCCAAACCUACAUGAAAUCGAUAUCCUUAGAACAGAUAGACUUGCGGACGAGGUUUGUUCAUCCAAAAAGCUUGCGGAUUUCUCAUUUGUUGCCUUAGUU
Strongylus vulgaris is the source of this 338-nucleotide messenger RNA. Lineage: Eukaryota; Metazoa; Nematoda; Chromadorea; Rhabditida; Strongylidae. The record is from the annotation of a GenBank genome assembly.